AUGUCUGAAUAUAUGGGGAAAUUUAUGCCAUAUAGUACUUCCACAUCAACGUCAGCCUCCGAGCCAAAACGACAUGCAGCAUGCGACGAGUGUAGGAAACGAAAGCUCAAAUGCUCAGGAGAAAUUAUGGGGUGCUCUCGCUGCUUGAAACAGUCAAUACCUUGUCAAUACUCCCUACAGAAGACAAUGGGCAGGCCCCCCAAGAAAAGGGCGCCAGCUGACGACGGACUCGACUCAAACAAUAUCAACCCCGUCUGGCCUAGUCCAGAGGAUAUUCCUAAUAGUCCUUUUCCCAUGAUGACAGAUCCCGCCAAUGUUGCAGACUCACGGCAUCUUUGUCCACUACUUUAUUGGCAGUCAACUGGCCAACUGCCCUCCUCAGAGCCUGUGACCAAGCUACUCGAUACUCACAAGAAUCAUGACCAUAGCUGGUUACCAGACCAACUCCGAACCCCAAAUCUGCCGGUUCCUCAAUCUUCAAGUCCAUGGCCGGAUUUUGCAAGUGUUUCCGAAGCCUCGGCUAUGCCAUUCCUCUCCCUGGGGGGUUUCCCAGAUAUGAAUUCCCUCCCUCUCACACCACAAUCCAUUUCCUCCGACUCCGUCGCUCCUCAGUGCACUUGUUUAUCAUAUCUAUACCUCUGCCUCAGUCAUAUCUCAUCUCUUGCCGCCUUUCCCGUCAACUCACAUACUAUCUGCUCUCUCUACAUAGCCGCCAGAGCGGUUCAGGAUGUAAUUAGCUGCCAGGUGUGCCCUAAGAACUUUGCCUCGCGCAUCCAAAAUAUUAUGUUCACGGCCACUCUACUGAAUGUUGUGGCAGACGCUUGGCUACGCGUGUACAGCAGUGAGGCUCCCGAGCUGGGUAUGCAAACUGCAACGCCGGAAUGUGUCUCGCGUGUACUACAGAGUGACGAUCCAGCGCAGACUUGGGAAAGUUGGCUCCAUCAUGUGGUUCGCCGUGCUAUCAUUGGUGGACCUCGCGAUCCAGACUUCACGAAUUCUCGUUGUGCAAACCAACCGGAUGUCUUGACUCUUGUACAGGAAUUGGAAGAUCGCCAGCGAAGGUGGCAUGAACCUGGAUCGAACAUAUUCUCGAAUGAUUUCCAUGCUCGAAAUUUUGAAUUCGGACCUGACCUCCAUCAGCAUGAUGAACCGCUUGAUGAGAAGGAGAUGGUUUGUUUACGAGUCGCUGGGAGCACACGACGUAUUAUUGCAAAGUUCAACUUCGAGCCUCAUGAAUUCCCUAACGGGUUUAUCCCUAACAACUUGAAGCGUGAAAUUAGCCCAUAA
Penicillium taxi is the source of this 1287-nucleotide messenger RNA. RefSeq names its product Zn(II)2Cys6 transcription factor rglT. The record is from RefSeq and is a predicted model, not a curated record. NCBI's taxonomy places the organism in Eukaryota, Fungi, Ascomycota, Eurotiomycetes, Eurotiales, Aspergillaceae. Gene Ontology annotation, biological process: positive regulation of transcription by RNA polymerase II. Bases 1 to 1287 code for a protein of 428 amino acids. Gene Ontology annotation, molecular function: DNA-binding transcription factor activity, RNA polymerase II-specific; sequence-specific DNA binding; zinc ion binding. The transcript has 2 exons. Gene Ontology annotation, cellular component: nucleus.